Trichoplusia ni (cabbage looper) is the source of this 5151-nucleotide messenger RNA. It is a transcript of the gene RN-tre, whose product is annotated as USP6 N-terminal-like protein. The transcript is spliced from 6 exons. The coding region runs from base 487 to 2331 and encodes 614 amino acids. The record is from RefSeq and is a predicted model, not a curated record. NCBI's taxonomy places the organism in Eukaryota, Metazoa, Arthropoda, Insecta, Lepidoptera, Noctuidae.
CUUCAAAGAGAGAGAGAGACAAAAUUUAAAGUGAAAACAUAGACGAGAGUAGGAGUCUCUGCUAAUAGUUUCGUUUCGUAUUUUUCCUGUUCUAAUUGAAAAAGAGGGCGUAUUUCUCUUAUUUAUACAAAAAACCGUACGAUAUUUGUAAAUCUCGACGAUAUUGUUGCGUAGCUUGCCAUAAUUAUAAUACGUUGUCAAUUAAAUGUAAUACAAUUUCUCCUUGUGUAUUUUGUGUUGGUCUCCAGCCGAUAACUUGGGUCUUUGGUAGCAAAUUAUGACAUGACAGCACGUCAAAUCUUCUAGCGUCCAAGAAUUUUCAAUUUAAAUGGGCGUGAUGAUUUUAACAGUAGUUGAUGUUUUGAUGUCUACCCUAUAGGCGAGUUAGUCAUGUGUUAAGUGAUCGAAGUAGUUUGUAGGUCGUGGCCUGGUGAAUGAUAGUAGGUCGAGUAGGUGUUUCGGUAUGUGGUACAACCAGGCUGUGUUAUGAAUGAGGAGGCACUAUUGGCACGGGCUUCGGAGGAGCGGGAGCGCAUCUUCCAGCGAUACGAGAGGGGUCGAGAGAAUCUCGUCGGCCAGAUUGACCCUUGGGAAGACCCAGAGUUCGAGGAGUACCACAAAACUGAUCGAUAUGGAUUCAUACAUGAUGAACGUCUGCCUCAGAAAACCGGGGUGCAGAAAGUCAACAUUGAAGUGGAGAGAGAGAAGAAAUGGGUUAAAAUGCUUAAUAAUUGGGACUUACAAACCACCAAAGAAAAACUCCAUAGACGAAUAUACAAAGGCAUUCCAAAUUCAUUACGAAUAAAAGUUUGGUGCAAGUUGAUGGAAGUGAACCGAAUAAAAUCUGCAAAUCCUGGCAAAUUCCAAGAAAUGUUAAAACUAGCUAAGCUAUGGUCCACAGAUGUUAGGCAAAUAGACUCAGAUGUUAACAGACAGUUCCGUGAACAUCAAUUUUAUAGAGAAAGAUAUUCAGAAAAGCAAUGCUCAUUAUUUAAUGUCCUAUGUGCUUAUAGCAUGUAUAACUCUGAAGUGGGAUACUGCCAGGGCAUGUCUGGCCUCGCGGGUGUUCUCUUGAUGUAUAUGGAUGAAGAAGAUGCGUUUUGGGCUUUAGCUGUUUUACUGUCAGAUAAAAAAUACGCCAUGCAUGGAUUAUACAUAGAGGGGUUCCCAAAGUUAACAAGAUUCUUAGAGCAUCAUGACAAAAUACUCACAAAAUUUAUGCCAAAGUUGAAACAUCAUUUUGAUAAAUUUGGUUUAGAUGCAAUUCUGUAUUCACUCAAAUGGUUCUUUGUUUGCUUUGUGGAAAGAGUGCCAUUCAGCUUGUGUCUGAGGGUGUGGGAUAUAUAUCUGUUGGAUGGAGAAAGAGUGGUCACAGCUAUGGCGUAUACAAUACUCAAGCUACACAAGAAGGCAAUCAUGAAGCUGAAUGAUAUGGAUCUUAUUGUUAAUUAUAUUCAGGUUAAGCUACAUAAAGACUUUGGGUUUGAAGACGACAUAGUAAUUUAUCACUUAGAAAGGUCGAUGGAAGAGUUGAAACGUGCUAAGCUCGACUACCCUGGGCCGCCACCCCCGAAUGAGCUACCAAAGCGACAACUUGGUACAUUUGUUGAGCCUGAUAAAAAAUCAAAGAUUGGACAGAGGGCAGAAAACUUUUCAGAGACUGAGAAACAGGCGAGGGCUACUGUGAUAUUGAGACGCGAAAAAGCUGCAAUGGAAUUGCAAGAGCUGCGGGUGUCACAGAGUGACACAGUGUCAGAGCACAGCGGCGUGGCGGGCGGUAUCCGCUGCGACGACUCGGUGUCGGCGCUGGGGUCGCGGCGCUCGCUGGCCGACACCAGCGUCACCAGCACGGCGGACCUCAGCGUGUUCUCGAGCGGCCGCAGCCACGCCCCCGACAACUCCCUCGACACCCACUCCAACGUCAGCGACGACGCCACUGGGUCAGAUGGUUCUGGAAUCUGCGGGCUGAGUAUACAGCGUGCUCCAUCGACGACGCACUCGACGCCGCGAGCCACGCCCCACCCGCCUUCCGUGUCACCGAUGUCUGAUGACGUCGUCCGCAUACACGUAACGUACAACCCUCUGGCCGCGAGCCCUUCGCACCUCCACCCCAUCAGCCCGUCAAAAUACAAGGCGUAUAACAACGAGGAACAUCACAAACCCGUCUCUCUAGGCUUCUACACAAGCAACGGCGCCACCAACCUCCACUCGGAUAAUAGAAUCCGCAUCCAAGUGCCAUCUGAAGAACUCCUCACUCCCGUCGUCGACUCUGGCAGGAUCAUCACGCCGCGCUUCAUCGAAUCUCAUUCAGAAAUCUAUGAUCUUAAAUAGAAUAUCAUUCUUUUUUAUUAUUCUUAAAUGUUCCUCUUUGCUAUCCCUCUGCAAUGGCCAGUUAUUCUAACAUUGCAAACAAUAAUCUGCUUUAUUUAUUUUGAUAUUGACACAAACUUUAUGUACAAAAUAGAUCUGUUAGCAUUAUUAUACUUUUAAAAGACAUGAAAGCGGAUUUUUUGCUUUCUCGUGUAUUAUAUUACUUUGCUUACUCAUAUUAACGUCUCAUAUAUUUUGAACACACCCUUUAACUUUUAUUAACUAUAUUAUUUUUUUGUGUCCUGCAGUGGGCUUGUGUAGGCUGAAUCAAAUGAUAUUAGUUUCUAAUCAUACGUCUAGUAUUGUUUUGAUUGCGUUUAUAUCAGUAAAAUUAUAUAGUUGGUGAUAUUCUGUAUCCAAUAUGGGUGGUUCGACAUAAUAAUAACGAACAAUACUUGUCGGUGUGAACGGUUCUGUAAUGUGAGAUUGAUGUCUGAUAAAACCAUCAAAUUUAUCGAAAUGAUUAAGUAUUUUUUAGUAUUGACAAACUCAGUCUGUGAGAUAAGAGAGCUUCCAAGAAUCAUACCAGUUUGCCGUAACUUCCAUAGCAAUAAAAUACCUGCGUAGAUUUAUUUCGCGCUCAUAACAAUAAACAAUACAUUGACAAUACUAUAGUGAAUAAUUCGUUAUGUUCAAAAUAAUACAUUAAGGGUUAUUUAGUUACGACUCUUAUUUUUCAUAUUAUUGUUUGCGAGAAUUAUUAAUAAAUAUAGGUAAUACAUAAGUAAUCUGAUAUUCCUCUUAGAAUCCGCUGUCGAUACCCGAUACGUUCGUUGAAACACUAUCUAUGAUCUUGCUGCAGCCAUUGGUUCUGCCUCCUUGGUCAAACAAAAUGAUGGUGGAAUAGGAUGGUAACUAAAAAUAACUUUUUGAAUGAUUUUGCCUCUUGUUAAUAGAUGUACUUUCACUACCUGUCGUCAUUUGGGAUUUAAAGUAAAAAAUACAUGAUUUUUUUACUCUUUUCCUGCAUAAAGUUUCUACUUCAAUUUUGACGAAUCAUUGUAGAUUCAGCUUCAAUUCGCCUUUUAUAAUUAAUUCGACAUAUUCUCAUCACCGACGCACCUAUUGGGUAUUGCUAUAAAUUCUAGACUAAUGAGUAAUUUAUUCAGCAAAAUUUAUAUUAAUGAAAUUAUAAGACAUAAUUCGUAAACGCAAACUGCCACGUCUAAUAUGUAUAUUCAACGAGUUUUAGAUUUGUAAUCGUUAUUACGGAAUAUAGAAGUAAUCUCAUAGAAAAUGUUGGUAUUGUUAGAGAUGGGUUAACGGCCAUAUUAAAGAUUGGCAUAGUAGAGUCUUUAAGUAUAAAGAGCAUGCUAUCUUCUACACUCGCAAGUGGAAUGUACAGACUUGUGAUUGCAUUCAAGAAUAACAUGAUAGAAAUUUAAGAUCAAGUGCUCACUGGGAACAAAACGGUUUUGUCCCAAAUAUACACACCUGAUGAAAAAAUUCUCAUUCAUUUUCUUCGACAAGAAAUGUAUGAGGGAAGCCAAUAUUAGACAGUCUAAUUGUUGAUUUCCCUUUUACAUGUAUAUAACAUUAAUCGUAAUCGUUAAAACUAAUCUAUGCUGUUGGGUGGACGACAUUUAAUAUACAAGAAAAAAAACUGCAAAUGAAAUCAAACAACUAUCUAUUAUAUGUAGCAGGAGUGCAACGUGUCGCAGACAAAACGUUUUACAUUUCAGAGAGAUUUGUAUUUCUGAAACAACACUGUCUCAAAAACCGUUUUUCUUCCAGUGACCGCAUACUCUAAAUAUCAUGGUGUCCCAUCCACAGAUGGUUGGGGUCGUCACUUAACUACCUGCCACUCUUGAAUACGGUCAUAAGCCAAUGUAUGGAUAAUAGAAGGUUUAAGUAAAGCAUUGUCUAAAUUAUGACGAUUCCUUGUCUAGAGGUGAUUGCAACUAACGGGUUUAUAAAAGGAACGUAUUUUUGUAUACCAGCGAGUAAAUUAUAUUUAAAAAAGGACUAUUCACACUCCAUGCAAAAGCGUUGUUCUCUAAAGAAAAAAGCUGAAAAGAGAUGAAUAGUGUGAGUAGACCUUAAAGCACUUAGGUAAGUAAGCUCACGGUAGAAACAUUUUCUUUAUUUAGUUAAAUAUAUUUUUGAUGUUACAUUUUUGAAUCUCUUUUUUUAAUGCAACUUGAUAUAGGUUUAGAGCGUCGAUAGUGCGGUAGCGCGAGUAGAAAUUAGAUGGAAAUUGAAAUUGAUGGCAUUUUAUCUAGAGUACGGAAAAUCGUAACUAGUAUCAAGAUGUAAAUAUUUUGUACUUUGUCUAUUUAUAAAUUGAAGCCUUAAGGAAAAUCGUUAAACCAAUAAUUCCUUUUACAAACACCGUUAUUUAAAAUGUGUAUAGAGAGACAGAUUAAUGAUAUGAUAGGUUUUAGAUUCCCUUCAAAUAUAAAACUCCAGUGAGAAACGCAAUAAUGUCAGUUAAAUUGUUACUUGAAAAUAUUUAAUGUAAAUAGUUUUAAGAUUGUAUUUAGAUCUAUAAAUUAAUACUAUGUUUUUGGUCAAUAUACAUUAUGAAUACCUAACACUCGCUUUGAGAUGAAUGUAACAUACGUUGAUUAGGUGAUGGGCUUUUACCAGUAAGUCGAGAAUGUUUAGCAAAAAUGUGCAUUGAAGGCUUGCGCACUUUAUAUUCAUGUGCUUGCUACUGUUAUGUGUGUUAUUAUAUUCCGAUGAAUACUGUGGCAGAAACAGAAUGCAGACUACAAAAGCUCAAAAAGAUACCGUGCCUGCCUUGUAAUGGAACAUUUUCACAAUAAAAGGAUUGUUACA